CAAGCGAUGUGCAUUUUUCUCUGCCGUCGGUGUAGUCAGAGCGUGGCGAACCUUAAACCUCUAGUUUAUGCGAAGCCUGAAGGAGGAGGACCUGAGACAGACACACGCAGCAGCAAAUCGCAAGUCAAGGAAUCCAAUAUCCCAUUUCCUCAAUUUGCCCAAAUUUCGUCUUCCAUAUCGAAAAAUUAUAGUUUCUGCAGGUUGCUGUAGAUUUUGAUUCAAUUGGGUGUUAAAGAUUAAAUAUGCAUCCUCCAUUGACGCUACACAAGCACCCCAUGUGUGCACAAAUCAUCGAGGAGUUUCAGAAGUGUCAUGUAGACCAUCCUAUUGCAAAAUUCUUUGGUGAAUGUACAGACCUCAAAAUACAGCUCGACCGUUGUUUCCGACAGGAAAAAGCUGUGAAGAGGAAGGCAAACUUUGAAGAGAGUAAAAAACUCAAGGAAAGGCUACAAACUUUGAGGAAGGAAACUGCUGAGAUAACCACUGAGAGUUCUGUACAGGCUUAAUAGCAAACCAAGGCAUUCUUUUAGCGACGGAAAAAAGGCGCAAUAUCAGGUACACUUCUUAUAGACGAAUAUAAUGUAGUAUGUUGCUUCCACAGAUUAGUGACAUGACAAGAUACUCCUCAAUGUCGUGUUGCUGGCGAUGCUGGCCUUUAUUUUCUUCAUUUUGUCGAACUUGUGUCCGAAUGGUCUCUUUCGUUUGAGGGAAACAAAUGUACAAGAGAAUGUUUCAAAAUAAUUUUGAAGUUUGAGAAAUAUUAUUCGUCGAAAAUAAAAGUAGGAUUCAUUUUCAGUCGUAGUUUCAA
This is a messenger RNA of Pyrus x bretschneideri (Chinese white pear), 808 nucleotides long. Its product is annotated as COX assembly mitochondrial protein 2 homolog. NCBI's taxonomy places the organism in Eukaryota, Viridiplantae, Streptophyta, Magnoliopsida, Rosales, Rosaceae. The transcript has 3 exons. The record is from RefSeq and is a predicted model, not a curated record. Gene Ontology annotation, cellular component: mitochondrion. The coding region runs from base 243 to 506 and encodes 87 amino acids.